Messenger RNA from Elgaria multicarinata webbii, 474 nucleotides. Its product is annotated as basic phospholipase A2 F16-like. Gene Ontology annotation, molecular function: phospholipid binding; calcium ion binding. Gene Ontology annotation, biological process: negative regulation of T cell proliferation; phospholipid metabolic process; arachidonate secretion. The record is from RefSeq and is a predicted model, not a curated record. The transcript has 4 exons. Bases 1 to 474 code for a protein of 157 amino acids. NCBI's taxonomy places the organism in Eukaryota, Metazoa, Chordata, Lepidosauria, Squamata, Anguidae.
AUGACUCCAUCUGCAGUGGCGGUGUUGCUGCUGACUUGUGGUGGAAUUAUAACAGAUGCAAGUCUUUUUGAACUCAGUCGGAUGAUCAAAGACGUCACACGGAGAAAUGCCAUCCCAGAUUACUCCACCUACGGGUGCUACUGUGGAUUGGGAGGAAAAGGGAAGCCUUUGGAUAAAACCGAUUGGUGCUGCCAACAGCAUGACUGCUGCUACACCAAAGUGGACAAAGAAGGAUGCAAAUCCAAAACUAACCUCUACAUCUACAGCUACAACUCAGGGAAAGUCAGAUGCGGUGCUGAACCAUUGUGGUGGAAACUCAUGAUGAAAAACGGAAUCUGGUGUCAGCGAAAAGUCUGCGAAUGCGACCGAAGAUUUGUGGAGUGCUUGAAGAAGUACUCAAGGAGCUACCAGAAUGCCUACCGCUACCAUUCAAAUGAGCUAUGUUAUGGUUCAUCCCCUCACUGCAAGUCCUGA